Molecule: messenger RNA, 1626 nt
Organism: Lodderomyces orthopsilosis Co 90-125
Lineage: Eukaryota; Fungi; Ascomycota; Pichiomycetes; Serinales; Debaryomycetaceae
Gene: SAS10
Product: rRNA-processing protein
Exons: 1
Coding region: 1-1626 (541 amino acids)
Biological process (GO): maturation of SSU-rRNA from tricistronic rRNA transcript (SSU-rRNA, 5.8S rRNA, LSU-rRNA)
Cellular component (GO): small-subunit processome; nucleolus
Source: RefSeq, a predicted model, not a curated record
AUGGCAAUACAAGCAAAGGGUACCAUGGAGGACAACUCGGACUUGGAUGAAGUUGAUGUUUUUAAUGCAAAUAGAUCAAAGGUAUUACUAGAUCAAGCGGGAGAGUAUGUUCAGGGUAGCGAAUCAGAAGACGAAGACUCACAGGAGGAAGUAAUGAGGUCAGACAGCGAUGAGGAAGAUGAAGAGGACGAAGAAGAAGAGAAUGAAGAAGAGGAAGAUGCUGACGAGUUUGAUGAGGAGAAAGGAUGGGGUGGCAAACAAAACUAUUAUGGUGGUGAUGAUGCCAGUGAUGAUGAGGAUUCAAAGCAAAUGACUGAGGAAGCAUUAAGACAACAGAGAAAACAUCUACAGGAUUUGGAAAUGGAUGAUUAUGUUGAUGAAGAGAUUCUAGAGGAUUGGCAAAAGAAAGCAGUUACUUUCGACACAAAGGAUAAUAACGGUUCUCAAGUUGUCAUUGACACAUCAACCAAUUUCGAAUCUCUUGAUGAUGCCGAGAGGUCAAAGUUGCUUAAGCAAUCUUUCCCGGAAUUCAUACCGUUGAUGAGAGAGUUGGAGGAGUUACAGCCAAAGCUUGAUGAGUUGAGGCAUUUGGAUCAGAAUGUAUGCACGAGGAUUAAAGUUGGUGCUUUGUCUGGGUAUCUUGCAUCGAUUACGUCCUAUAUGGCCAUUUUUGUUGACAAUCUUCGUAGCGGUGAAGGAUUUACAUCUAUGAAGGACCAUCCUGUAAUGGAGUCGAUUUUGAGUUCUAGGGAGGUGUGGAGGCAGGCAAAUGAACUCCCAUUAGAAAUUAAGGAAGAAACUGAAGAAAUUACAAAGGAGGUAAGUUCCAGCGAUAUAGAUGAAGAAGAUUUUGUUGACGCUAAGGAAGAACAAGAUGAUAGUCAAAGUAUCGAAGAUGUUGAGGAGGAGAAGGAGGAGGAAGAGAUGGAGAAAACACCCAAAAAGAGUCAUAAUAUUGAUAUACACAAGAAGAGAGUCAUCAGGCGGGUUCCCCAGUCAACUGGUGACGACUUCACCGAAGCUAACAUUGAUGACUUGGAUAUGGAAGAUAAGACACGUCGUAAAAAGACAUUAAGGUUCUAUACUGCCAAGAUUGAUAAAGCAGCAUCACAGAGGGAAAAGUAUACCUCGGGUGAUAUGGAUGUACCUUAUAAAGAGAGGCUAUAUGAAAGACAACAAAAGUUGAUUGAGGAAGCAAGAAAGAGAGGCCUCGAGAGUAAGGAUAUUGCCGAUGAUGAAAAUUAUCACGCAUGGGAUGAGGAUGACAACGAAUACUAUGACUCUCUUAAACAAAAUAAGGAACUAAAAUCGGCAAAUAGGAAACUAGCUCAUGCUGCAGCAGUCAAGGCAGCCAAGGAAGGUAAAUUGACUGAAUUACAGGAGGAAAUUGGACAAGAUGGUAAGAGAGCUAUCAACUACCAGAUUCUCAAAAAUAAAGGUCUCACUCCACAUCGUAAAAAGGAAUACAGAAACUCCAGGGUUAAAAAGAGAAAACAAUAUGAGGUUGCCAAGAAGAAGCUUAAAUCUGUUAGGCAAGUUUACGAUAGUGAAAAGACUAGAGGUCCUUAUGAGGGUGAAAAGACUGGUAUCAAGAAAGGAUUAUCGAGAUCAGUUAAACUUGUAUAG